AACAGCAGUCAUCGGAUGACGGGAGCUCUUGUGCAAUGAAAACCAGCCGACAUGCAGUCGUCAGCUGAGAGGCCCUGACAAAAGGAUCAGUCAGCCGGUCACAAGUGCCAUCCCCGCCGCAGUUAUGGCCAUUGCAGAUCUUUUGGGAGUCCAAUUCGACAUGCAGCUGCUACUCAAGAUGAGUGUUUCUGUAGCGACAGUGCUUCUGGUGUCGUUGGCCUACAGGUUCUACAGCUCCAGAUACACCAAAGAAAGCCCUUUGCAGGAUAGCAAAGCACCACCGGCGUGCCAGAGGUGCAAGAAGACCCUGCAGGGCACUGACACUGAUGACAAACAACUCAGACCUUUGCUCGCCGAGGAUCCAUUACCUGACCCUACUAAAAAAACACAGGCAGAAGCUAAAGACCAUUGUGACGUGGCACACUGUGCUCAACAUAUCGGCAAAGAAACAGAGAUAUCUUCAUGUCAGAAGCCAGCAUCGGUUUCCUCCAGGGACAAUUCAACUGGAUCUUCUCUGGACCUUCAAAACCAGAAAAAGAACGAGGUAGCCAGUGCAAAAGGCAGACGGUCCCCUUGCUUUUUGAAAAAGUUGGAGGGCUGUACGGGUGUGGGGAGGGAGCUGAGACAGGACUUGGAGCGACACGGGAUCUACUCGACCUUCCUCUCCAAGGCGGAGAUCAGUGUGGAAGACGCCAAGCUGGUAGUGGACGGUUCAGAAGAACAGAUUGUGCGUGGGAAGAUAUAUGAAUACUACGUGGAGACUUCUCACUUUUCCACAGAUCAGAACACCCAGUUGGACCCUGACACCACUGAUGAAGCCUGCUAUCUUGAGAACCAAAAGCGAAGGUCCUCUACAGGGUCUGUACCCUUACGGAAGCAAAGCUAUUUGGCUGCUGCGGAGCAGUCAGAACUGCCAAGUUCACUUUCUCCCUCAGGGGGCUCAACCAGCACCAGCCCCCUCGAGGUCAGCCCUUUCACAAACAAUACAUGCCUCAAUGUGAGUAACGUGUCUCAUAUAGAAGCUGGACCAGGGAGUCCUUUGUCAUACCUUUCAGCUAAAACUCCAGAUUUUGAAACCCUAAGAAAUCAACUGAAUUUGGGAAACUGUUUAGAGGCACUUUUCCUUGCCAAGAGACAUGGGCAGAGCUCUGUGGAGCAAGCAGCCCUCACCGUCAUGUCCGAUAACUACCUCCAGGUCCUCCAAGAUGCCGACCUUUAUGGGCGGCUCACCAAUGCUGAGCGGGAACAAAUCCGGAGGCAGCGAGCAAGAGGGAGAAGAUUCAUUAUGGUGGCAGAUGUGGACCCUCAAGACUGGUCAAAGAACACCGCAGGGAUGAGAAGAAGGUUGAGCGCUGUGCACUAUUACAACGACGGUGUCAACGCCUGGCACACCCUUUGCCCUAUCCCACAGGAAGUCAUCAGCAAAGCCUGCGCCAUGUGUACGAUGGAUAAUUACUUAUUUGUCGCAGUGGGAUGCCAAGCCACAGACAGUGAAAUUAGUCCCUCCAAACGAGUGUUUUGCUACAAUCCUUUGACAGAUAUUUGGAAGGAGAUCAGUCCCAUGAAUGAAGCCAGGCCUCGCUGUAAACUGGCAGCACUGGAUGGCUACAUCUAUGCCAUCGGGGGAGAGUGCCUUUCCUCAGUGGAGCGCUACGACCCGCGUUUGGACAGAUGGACUUUUGUGGCCCCUUUGCCUAACGAUACAUUCGCGGUGGCCCAUCAUGUGACGGUGUGCAACGGAGAGCUGUUUGUUUCCGGAGGGAGUCUCCGUUACAUGCUGAUACGCUACAGCCCCAAAAUGGACACGUGGAGGGGGAGUCUGCUGGCAAGCAACAAAGACAGGACCGUGGACAUGGUGGCUGUGGGAUCUUUUCUGUAUCGUUUUGAAGUCAACUCCGUGCUGGGAGUCAGCGUGUACCGCUACCACACAGUGGCUCGACUGUGGUACGAGUGCGACACCAAACGGCUGCCACGAUGCCCUGCCUUCCAGUGUGUGGCGAUGGGCGACACGGUCUACUGUGUCAGUCGGCACUUUACCCUGACAUUUGAGGCCGAUGAGAUCUCCCCUGCUUUCACAGAGGACACUUUGACCGUCCCCCCUGCAGGCACGGGCCGACUUGUCCCCUUUGUCUUGUCACUCCCGGAUAGGAAGCCUCUCCAGACCAGUGUGUAGCGCAGAUUCAGUUUUGCAGGGAUGAUACAUCAAGUUGCUUUUUGACCGUGACUGUUGCUAGCUACGAGGUCCUAGAGGUGCAGAGUCAGACCUAACAUAUGCACGCUUAGUCUUGAGUGUCGGGUGGAUAGAUUGUGUUAACAUUGUACAUGCUCAACUCUACAUCAUUGAUGUUUAAUCCUCAAAAGUCUUACAUUAUUUAUUAAAAGGGUCAUACCGUGCA
This is a messenger RNA of Nerophis lumbriciformis (worm pipefish), 2396 nucleotides long. It is a transcript of the gene klhdc7a, whose product is annotated as kelch domain containing 7A. NCBI's taxonomy places the organism in Eukaryota, Metazoa, Chordata, Actinopteri, Syngnathiformes, Syngnathidae. The record is from RefSeq and is a predicted model, not a curated record. Gene Ontology annotation, molecular function: protein binding.